Messenger RNA from Zootermopsis nevadensis, 3737 nucleotides. Its product is annotated as A-type potassium channel modulatory protein KCNIP1. Gene Ontology annotation, molecular function: calcium ion binding. NCBI's taxonomy places the organism in Eukaryota, Metazoa, Arthropoda, Insecta, Blattodea, Termopsidae. The record is from RefSeq and is a predicted model, not a curated record.
GUAAUAUGGUGGAUGUAUGAUUUUCACGUGAAAGUGGAUCGGUAUCAGUGCUUCUUGGGAAAAGCGUGAGGUGAUGGACAGAGGUUGACGCGCUGGUGUCCUGUGACGGAAGGAAGGACAAAGGGAUAGGCGGGUGGGCGUGGCAGAUCUCUUCUGUCCCGUUGCUAGGCAGCCGGCCGUACAGUACGCACCGCGACGCUCAGCGCCGGGCGAUGGGUGUAGGAGCAUAUGGAAGGCUGACUUGUUGGACACGAGUCACCGCCGAGGAAACUUCUGUCGUAGCUGUCGUGAUCCUGCAGCUCCUUGGUCGAGACUUCACUUGCACGUGCACCAGGUGAAGACGUCCUGCAUACGUCACGGCGAAGUGUGCCCCCACAGUCGAUCUCCAGUUGGUCAUCACGUUUUCAAGACGUUUCGGAGUGAAUUGUAGCCAGUUGUAAAGCUGCCUGGGUGUUCAACUGUAGAAAUAAAUCUUUCGUUUAGAACAGACGAUGAAUUCGGCUCUGUUAAUCACUAAAAUAAAAUAUUUUUAAUAUUUUAUUCAGUUGUUAUGUUGCAUUAAUCAAUAUAAUUCUAUAAUUUGUUAUUAGGAACGGAUUAUAAAUUCCUCGGCCGUUCUCUAACUUAGGCCGAGGGUUCGUAUACAGAUUGUAUAUUCAUUGUUAAUUCUGUUUGACUGUGGAAAGCGAUAUAAGCAUUUCAGUAUUCAUAUCAUCACCCCCAAAACUUCUAGUAAGUUCUCAUAGUAUAUGCGAAGUUUGUCCCUUUCUAUUCUAUAGUUCAUAUUUGUUACUUCGCGUCAAAGUUAUUGUCUGUGUAUGAAAAUUUAUAGAUCUUUAUGUACCAUCUUUCCGUAAUAUGUGGCAAGUUAAAUAAUUCAGCCGUGAUUAACGUCUCUUAAAAAUUAACUUAAAAAUAUAUUUUAUGUAUCUUACAUUCGCCUAAUUGAAUCAACAGGAAAGAUAAUCCAUUCCUUAAUACUAAAGUAUUUGUUAAAGCAAAUUCGGAUACUAAAAUUCAUCUAAACAAAGUAAUAUUUUUGUUGUUACUAGCAGAUAAUAUUAUUGUUAAAUUACGUAAUCCUAAAGACCUUCAGAUGCAGACGAAAUUCUUUUGUAUCGAUUUAAUUUGAAUCUCUGUAAUUUAGGUUCUCGUAAUUUGUAAUUUUGAUUUUUAAAGUUUUAUAAAAAAAUUCUUCUUUCAUACAAUUUUACUUUCAUUCGCGUAUUAAUAUUUAAGGAACUGCCACAAAAACAAUUGUGUUCAUUUCUGCAGUAAUAAAUAAACUUUGAUGUGAUUCACGUAAUUUUUGUUUGUGGGAUAACUCACUGGCUACAUUUAAACUAACGAAAUUGACAGAAAACGAAGUCAAAAUUUCACGCUGACAUCUUCAUAUAAUGACAACAGAAAUUUGUUACUAAGCUAAGAUUAAUUCGCGAUUCUCUUUCGUAUGUGUAAAAACAUAAGAAGAAACUAAGUGCGUUAUAUAUUAUUCUAUUCUAUUUGUUUUGAAUUUCGAUACGUAGUUUUCCAGUAGGCGUUGCUUAAAACAUCAAACUACGUUUCCCGACGUUAUUUUGUUCCGGCUGUGUCGAAAACGAGGGCUGUGGGAGCGACAGUCUUGUGUUACGUCAUUUCAAUACUCAGUCGGAAUUGGGGGCACAGUGAGAAGACACGAUGGGCACCCCCACGCCUCCUCCCCGGGGGAAUGGCAGCCCGUGAUGUACGGAAUGGUGAGCAGUCACGCGGGGAAGCACGAACAGCAAAACCAGGGCGGCACGAGCAAGGUGUCCCGGUCGCUGUACCGGAGGGUUGUCAACUACGUCAAGCAGGCGUGGACCGGAGUGAAGUUUGCCCUAGACUCGGAGUUUGAUGACCUAGAGACCCCUCCGCGCUAUCGUCCAGACAGCCUGGAGUCCCUGUGCAGGGCGACGAGGUUCACCGAGGCGGAGCUGAAAAGAAUCUACCGAGGCUUCAAGGCGGAGUGCCCCACGGGUGUCGUUCGUGAGGACACGUUCAAGGGCAUUUAUUCCCAGUUCUUUCCACAAGGAGCCAACGCGAAUCUGUAUGCCCAUUACGUAUUCAACACUCUGGACCAAGACCACAGCGGGCUGCUGAGCUUCGAGGACUUCGUACAGGGUUUGUCCAUUCUGUCGCGAGGUUCCCUGGAUGAGAAGUUACGUUGGGCUUUCUCACUCUAUGACAUCAAUGGUGACGGACGUAUCACUCGCAGUGAGAUGACAGACAUCGUCACGGCCGUGUAUGAGCUGAUGGGAAAGUUCACAGAGCCGUGUGUCGACGAGACCACAGUGCGGGACAAGGUGGAUUGCAUCUUCCAGAAGAUGGAUCAAAACAGAGAUGGCAUUGUGACGCUGGAGGAAUUCCUGGAUUGUUGCAUGAGCGAUGAAGACAUCGCUCAAUCAAUGGCAGUCUUCGACUCAGCCUUCUGACAUACGCCUGUUCGCGGCAACCCACCGCCAUCUUGGUAGUAAGGAAAUUAACAGAGCCGUCCAAGUACGCGAGGGAUGUCAAUAGAGCGCGACACUUGGUGACGGAAGUCUACAGGCUGGCUCAAAGAGUUGCUCAAUGGUCUACACUCAAUUUCACCAAAAAUUUCGUGAUCUCUCACUCACGCAAGAGUUUCAUCACGCCUUUCCGCGGUGUUAAUUCAAAGACGCAGAAUAAGUCUCUUUCCAGUGGUAUCUGCGCUGCAAUUGAGAACGUGCAAUCAUGGAAGACGUAUUUGACGUCAUGUAGCCCUCGUUUGACAAGGAAUAAAUAUAGAAAUAUAUCGUGAACUGCCCCACUUACAUGUAAAUUGUAUUAUUUCAAUGUUGAAAUUAUGUAUGCACGUGUGUAUGUGUGUGGUGAGUUAAAUAUUUACUUUAAAAUUUAUUACAAUUUCUGUCAGAAUGUCAUUGAUGUUAUCAGUUUAUUGUCUUAAACUCCUAUUCUCUAUCCUUGGCCAUUCGUGUUUAAUUUGUGGUUGAAGUGGUUGACGUUUAUAAGAUUCGAGCUUCUUGCUGUGCUGAAGAUGGCUUUGGUAUUCUGGGUUGUGACGUCAUCAUGUGGACACGUAGAUGAAUGCCAACUUUUCGAAGGAAUACAUUGCUUUAAAUUUCAGGACGAAAAUCCACCAUGAUUGUAUUGCAACCAAAGAAUCUUGAGGUGGGAGUGACAUUAGUGCUAUUUAAUGUAGGGUUAUGGCAUGAAAAUUUAUCUGAGAAAUAUUCUCAGCGAAAUUUUAGGCAUCGUCUUUGUUUCCGAUCACGUGUCGCCACAAAAUUUAUAGCAGUUAAGAACCGCACUAAUGUUUAACUUUCACCAAGACGAAAUUGACACAAAGAUUAUGUAAUCUCUUUAUAUAGGAAAAUGGAGUGGCACAGUUGUUAAAUAAUUUCUUGAGAAUCGAUUAAAAAAAAAACAUUGAAGUUUUGCGUUUGAUAUUAAACAUUUAAUGGUAAGGACUGUACCAUUGUGAUAUGUAUUUAAUUUUCUUUGUAAACUUUGCAGAAAUCUAAAGUUUUAUUGAACAUGGUAGAAAUUAAAAUUAUCGCUUUCGCUUGAUUAAGACUUCCAAGUAUUUGCGACCUCUAAACUAAAUGAAGCGAAUGAAGUUUAACACGAAUUUAAGGAAUUACAUGAGUAUGUUCCUGUCCAAUUUUGCACUAUUUACCUACAGAAUUUCAAACAUUGACAUUAUGGAUGUAAGAAUCAAUAAAUGAGGAAGAUUCCUA